Molecule: messenger RNA, 1377 nt
Organism: Alternaria incomplexa
Lineage: Eukaryota; Fungi; Ascomycota; Dothideomycetes; Pleosporales; Pleosporaceae
Exons: 4
Coding region: 1-1377 (458 amino acids)
Source: RefSeq, a predicted model, not a curated record
AUGAAGCUCAUCACUGUCGCCCUCGCUGGGCUGGUGGCGCUCGUCGCUGCCUCGCCGGUCGAGACUACCGCCGCUGCUGUGGCUUCCAAGUAUGAGAACGAUGAUGUUCACACAUACAAGUGCGACAGCGACAAAUAUGUCCUCUCUUGCCUCCGCUCGGGCACCUGCUCUUUCGUCGAGGCGUGCUCCUUCGCGUGCGCCGACAACAGCAAAGGUGCUUGGUGCACCGGUGCAUCCGAGAAGCGUGACGUCGAUUUCGAUGUUCAUAUCGAGGACAAGAAGACCUACGAGUGCGCCAAGGAUCGCACCGGUGUCUUGGUCUGUCAGUAUGGCUUCUGCCAAACUGACCACUACUGUAAGAAGGGCUGGAAGUGUCGCGACAACUGCAACUGCUGCAAGAAGCCCAGCAUGUUCGACCGAGACGUCGACGACGCCGAGAUCGCUGAGGCAUCUCCACGGUCCAAGGACCCAUCUGUCUCUUCUUCCCAUGCCCCCACCGUCGUCGAGUCGGACACUUUGGCAAAGCGUGAUCCUCCCUGUGCGCCUGGAACCUAUACCUGCCUGGACUCCGCCACAACUGGUGCCUGGAUCAUGACCUGCGACUACAAGGGUGCGUGGCAGUACUCGUCGAACUGCGGUACUCUGAAGUGCCUCGAGCGAUCCGAUGGAGCCGCCCAUUGCUGGAACCCGGGACCGGAGUGGAACACGGAUCUGGCAGCCGCCAAGCGUGAGGCUCCUUGCAUGCCUGGGACCUAUUCCUGCGACAACGACGAAUCAACGGAUGACGCCUGGAUCAUGACCUGCGACUACCGGGGCAAGUGGGUGCAAUCUGCCAACUGUGGAGAUUUGAAGUGCCUCGCGCUAUCCAAUGGUGCCGCGCAUUGCUGGAACCCAGGACCGGAGUGGAAUACGGCAAUUGCAGCUCGUGAUGAACCAUCGGAAGUUCCAUCGGAUGUCGCUCCAUCUCAGUCCUGUGAGCCUGGAACAUUUGGUUGCACCUUCAACUCUGGCACAGGAACGAGCUGGGUAAUCACUUGUUCUCCGUCUGGAAUCUGGCAGAAUGCGAAGCCUACCAUUGGAGCCCGCGACGAGCUUCUCCAAGUCCCAUCAGAGCUGGCUCCAUCUAUGUCUUGCUCACCUGGAGCGUUCAACUGCGCCUAUAGGAACGCGACUCAGACGGAAUGGACUGUCACUUGCGAGCAGUCUGGAUCCUACUGGCAGUGGUCUGCCGACUGCGGUAAGGGUUGGAAGUGCGUUUCGGACGGUCGUGUUGCACACUGCGUCCCAAAACAAGCUUUAUUCGAAGCUUGGGAAGCUUGGGAGGCCACCCAGACCUCCACAUCGACUCUCGAGGUUGAGGCUUCAGCAAAGGCUUGA